Sphaeramia orbicularis (orbiculate cardinalfish) is the source of this 1966-nucleotide messenger RNA. RefSeq names its product leucine aminopeptidase 3 (gene lap3). The transcript has 13 exons. The record is from RefSeq and is a predicted model, not a curated record. Gene Ontology annotation, cellular component: cytoplasm. Gene Ontology annotation, biological process: proteolysis. Bases 100 to 1656 code for a protein of 518 amino acids. Gene Ontology annotation, molecular function: metalloaminopeptidase activity; manganese ion binding. NCBI's taxonomy places the organism in Eukaryota, Metazoa, Chordata, Actinopteri, Kurtiformes, Apogonidae.
CAGGGCGGUGGGUGUAGGUCGACAAGGCUCCCUUUUGCACAUGUGUGUCCUUUAGAUAUCUGUGUUAAUCUUUUAUUCUCUUGUAUAUUUGUAGAAGAGAUGACAAUGUUUCUUUUGAGGAGAGUUUUGCCUUUAGCGACGCGACAAACCUGCUGCAGGUCGUUUUCUGUGUCACAGAGUCAACGGAGCGACAGAAAAGGUUUGGUGUUGGGAGUCUUUGAGAAUGAAGGAGAGCAGGGCAGUGUUCAUCUGACAGAAGCAGCAGCGGGGUUUGACAAAGCUUUGUCUGGGAAACUCUCUGAGCUGCUGAAAAUAUCUGGACCUGCUCUCAAGAAAGGCAAAAGCAGAAUAUUUUAUGGAAUCCAUGAGGACUUCCCUUGUGUAGCUGUAGUUGGGCUGGGGAAGAAUAAUGCAGCUGUGUGUGGGGCAGAGAACUGGGACUCCAGCAAGGAAAACAUCAGACAGGCUGUAUCAGUUGGCUGCCGGUUACUGCAGGACCUGGAGGUGAACCACGUGGAGGUGGAUGGCUGCGGUGAUGCCCAGUCAGCUGCAGAAGGAGCAGUUCUGGGUUUGUUUGAAUAUGACCAACUUAAAUCCAAGAAGAAGACAAAAGUGACCACACAGCUUCAUGGAAGUGCUGACUCAGCUGGGUGGGAGAAAGGUGUCCUGUAUGCUGAAGGCCAGAACCUGGCACGGCUGCUCAUGGAAGCUCCAGCCAAUCACAUCACUCCUACAGCCUUUGCCAGCAUUAUUGAGGAGAAAGUAGCACGUCAUGCUGAACACGUCACAAUUCAUAAGAGGUCCCAGGAUUGGAUACAGAACCAGGAGAUGGGAGCGUUCCUCAGUGUGUCCAAAGGUUCAGAGGAGCCUCCUGUGUUCCUGGAGCUCCAUUACAACGGCUCACCUGACCCAACAAGGGCUCCACUUGUCUUAGUUGGCAAGGGCAUCACCUUUGACAGUGGUGGUAUUUCUCUGAAGCCAUCACUUUCGAUGGAUGCAAUGAGAGCAGACAUGGGAGGAGCAGCCACUGUGUGUGCAUCUGUCGUCACAGCAGCUGCUCUUAAACUACCUGUCAACAUUAUUGGUCUGGCUCCGCUUUGUGAGAACAUGCCCAGUGGAAAAGCCACUAAACCUGGAGACGUGGUCAAGGCCAAGAAUGGAAAAACGAUCCAGGUUGACAAUACAGAUGCAGAAGGCAGACUCAUCCUGGCUGAUGCACUGUGUUAUGGACACACCUUCAACCCCAGAGCUAUUGUCAAUGUUGCUACACUUACAGGUGCCAUGGAUGUAGCUCUGGGUUCAGCAGCAGCUGGAGUGUUUACAAACUCUGACUGGCUCUGGGAGCAGCUGCACAAGGCUAGUGUUGUGACAGGUGACAGAGUGUGGCGAAUGCCUCUGUUCCAGCACUACACCAGACAGGUGACUGACAGCCAGCUGGCUGACCUCAACAACAUUGGGAAGUACAGCCGUUCUGGUGGUGCAUGUACAGCAGCUGCUUUCCUGAGAGAGUUUGUCACGGCUCCUCACUGGGCACAUCUGGAUAUUGCUGGGGUGAUGAGCAACAAAGAUGAAGUUCCUUAUCUCAGAAAAGGCAUGUCUGGACGACCAACACGUACACUAGUAGAGUUUGCUACUGGUGUGGUCCAUAAUGACUGAAGGCUGGACACAGAAUCAGAUUGUAUGAAAUACUGUUUGAACACAAAGACAAAGAACAGUACUGAACUCACAAAUGAUCAUCAGUAAUUCAAGGUCACAUUUUUCAAAAUCAAUCUGUUGAAGAUAAAGUUAAAAAAAAAAAAAAAAAAAGCUGUAGUAAGAAAACUUAUGAACAGUUUUUCCAAGCUGUAACAUUGUUUCUCAUAUUGUUCCAGAUUGUCUUGUAAUUAUUACAAAACCAGCCCUGCAGCAUGGUUAGUGUAGUUUACAAUAUUUAUAUAUUCUAUCAUGAAUAAAAUCUCAGUCUUUA